Messenger RNA from Asparagus officinalis (garden asparagus), 546 nucleotides. RefSeq lists its product as uncharacterized. The transcript has a single exon. Lineage: Eukaryota; Viridiplantae; Streptophyta; Magnoliopsida; Asparagales; Asparagaceae. The record is from RefSeq and is a predicted model, not a curated record. Bases 1 to 546 code for a protein of 181 amino acids.
AUGUUCUCACUGAAGAUAAGCCAGUUGGGUGUCUUGACUACGACUAUGUUCUCACUGAAGAUAAGCCAGAAGAGCCUGAUGAGUCAUCAAGUCUAUCUGAAAAGAAAUCUCGACUAUGUUCUCACUGAAGAUAAGCCAGAAGAGCCUGAUGAGUCAUCAAGUCUAUCUGAAAAGAAAUCUCGUACUAAGUGGGUCAAAGCCAACAAGCUUGCAAUGCUGAUCAUUAGAGCAUUGGUGGACCAGACUAUUUGUGGAGGUAUUCCGACUUGCAAAACUGCUAAGGAGUUGCUUGAGACCAUCAAGAAGCAGUUUAAGGGAUCCGUCAGAGCGAAAAAGUACAGUUAUCUGGUCAAACUCAAUAAUUUAAAAUAUGAUGAAAGUGGUGAUGUUCGUCAGCACAUUUUGAAGGUUUCUCAGUUGAUCAUUCGUCUCAGGGAGUUGAGACUUCAGUUAGAGGAUGAUCUGAUGGUUUAUUUUGUAGUCGCUUCUCUACCAAGCAAAUUUGACAUUUUUAAGGUGAAGUACAGUUCUCAAGACAGAAAAUGA